AUGGCAGUAAAGACCGACAUCAGCAAAGCGUACGAUCGCCUCGAGUGGUCUUUCAUCAAGCGGGUACUGGAAAGGAUGGGUUUCUGCGAGGUCUGGAUCAGUUGGGUUAUGCAAUGUAUCACAACGGUAUCUUACUCCUUUCUCGUAGACAGCACAGCAGUUGGGACCGUCACCCCACAGCGAGGAAUACGCCAAGGGGACCCGCUUUCCCCAUAUAUCUUCAUCCUAUGUGGGGAAGUGCUGUCUGGCCUCUGCAAAAAAGCACAACAGGAAGGCACGCUAGCAGGAAUCAGAGUCUCAAACCACAGCCCAAGGAUUAAUCAUCUACUGUUUGCAGAUGAUACAAUGUUUUUCACUAAAUCUAAUCCCCUAUGCUGUGCUACUCUACUUCAAAUUCUACAAGACUAUGAGUAUGCCUCAGGACAGAAGAUCAAUUCUGCUAAAUCGUCAAUCUCUUUCUCAUCAAAAACUCCCCAGGAGGUGCGCUCAAUGGUUAAACUGCAACUAGGAAUAGACAAAGAGGGAGGGGUGGGGAAGUACUUGGGCUUACCAGAACAUUUUGGAAGAAAAAAAAGGACUUGCUUCAGAGACGUGGAGCUAUUCAACAUCGCUCUACUAGGGAAGAUAGCUUGGAGGAUUCUUACUAAACCACACUGUCUACUCUCUCGUAUUCUCCUAGGGAAAUACUGUCACAGUAAAUCUUUCCUAUCAGUUCCAUCUCAAGGGGGUUCCUCCCAUGGCUGGAAGGGAAUCAUAGCGGGGAGAGACCUUCUAAUCAGCCACCUAGGGAAAUCUAUUGGGGACGGGGAGAGUACUAAGGUUUGGAAGGACUCUUGGAUUGAUAAUGGCAGCAACACCCGUCCAUUUGGACCAUCUACACUACAAGACCAAGAUCUCUUAGUGGCUGACCUCCUAUCUAGAGAGACACGGGAAUGGAAUGUCGCGAAGAUAAAUAAAACCUUACCGGAACUUGCAGAGCGCAUCCUUCAAAUAAGGCCGAGCCGUCUGGGGACACACGACACCUACAUAUGGAACCUCAAAUCGUCGGGGGAGUACACGACGAAAACAUGGUACAUGGCACUGACACAAAACAUCGCUGAAGUCUCGUCUCCUUCAACAACAAACAGUAUCGACUGGAGAAAGAACCGGCUACUCUUCGAGAAAAGGAUUUCGACGCCGGAGGAAGCGCUAAUCAAAGCCAUCAAAGCAGCACGAGAAUGGGAAGCAGCACAACUCGCUCCCCAAAAGGCCCUGAAGCUGAAUCUUAGAUCAACACCGGAGAAAAAGCUACCACCAAACACAAUCACAUGUAAUACCGACACGGCCUGGAUCGCUUCAUCAACUAAGGCGGGCUUUGGCUGGAUUUUCUUCGACUCGUCUGAUAUGGAGAUCAACAGAGGCUCAUCUAACCAACUUCACGUCUCGUCUGCAUGUAUGGCCGAGGCUUUAGCUGUUAGAGAAGCCCUUCUCCACGCGUCCUCCCUCGGUUUCACCAAAAUCUGGCUUAGAUCAGAUUCACAAGUGAUCAUGAGAGCAAUCAACCAGAAACGGGGACCUACAGAGCUCUUUGGAGUACUGUCGGAUAUCGUUUCUCUAUCUUCAUCUUUUCAAUUAUGUUGUUUCUCGUUUCUUCCUAGAGAUCUUAAUGGGUUAGCGAACUCAAUUGAUAAAGCCCAGCUUUGUGCUUGA
Messenger RNA from Brassica oleracea var. oleracea, 1689 nucleotides. RefSeq lists its product as uncharacterized. NCBI's taxonomy places the organism in Eukaryota, Viridiplantae, Streptophyta, Magnoliopsida, Brassicales, Brassicaceae. Gene Ontology annotation, molecular function: nucleic acid binding; RNA-DNA hybrid ribonuclease activity. Bases 1 to 1689 code for a protein of 562 amino acids. The record is from RefSeq and is a predicted model, not a curated record. The transcript is spliced from 3 exons.